Messenger RNA from Rana temporaria (common frog), 1973 nucleotides. RefSeq names its product ASPSCR1 tether for SLC2A4, UBX domain containing (gene ASPSCR1). Lineage: Eukaryota; Metazoa; Chordata; Amphibia; Anura; Ranidae. Gene Ontology annotation, molecular function: protein binding. The coding region runs from base 35 to 1741 and encodes 568 amino acids. The transcript has 16 exons. The record is from RefSeq and is a predicted model, not a curated record.
AAGUUACUUGAAAGCUUCCGCAGCGUCAGCCAGUAUGGCGGCCAGCGGUGCCGGGGUGACGGUGUUGGCUCCCAAUGGAAGGCGGCAGGUGGUGAAAGUGACAGCCGGGACCCCUCUGUUACAGGUGCUGGAAGAAGUCUGCAAGAAACAGAAUUUCAACCCCAGAGAGUAUAACCUAAAGUUUCAGAGGACCGUGCUGGAUCUUUCUCUUCAAUGGCGAUUCGCGAACCUUCCGAACAAUGCCAAACUGGAGAUGGUGAGCUGCUCGUUCCAGCGUGCCGGAGCAGAUUGUUCGAAGGUUCGGGUAGCCUUGCAGUUGGAAGAUGGGGCCAGGCUGCAAGAUGAAUUUCCGUGCACCAAGACUCUCUGGGAUAUCCUGGUCUCUUUCCCGCAAACUAAGGUGUGUUUGGACGAGGUUCCUCCUGGAAACGUCGCCGUAUGCAUUUAUAUGCGGGAUGAGGUAUCUGGUGAAUCACUUCUGAAGCAAACCUCUCUUCAAUCUUUGGGACUCACAGGUGGAAGUGCCAUAAUCAGGUUUGUAGUGAGGAAGAUUGACUCACCUGUAAGCGGACAACCACCAAGCACAGAGGCGGGCACAAAAAAACAGACGGAUUCUGGCCUCAAAGAAGAGUCCAGAGGUCCUCCAGCAACAGAAGAUGUGAAGAAAGAGCCUGUUGCCUGCCAGGAAGAGAGGUUGUCCAUUAAGGCCACAGAAAGAAAAGAACCUAAAGAAGUUGUAACCCCUCAAGCAGCAGUUCCCUGUGUGGAGAAAGCACAGUCCAGUGUGGACAGUGUAAAGCCAAAAGCUUUUGCUUCUGCUCCUGUUCCCGCUAUUGUUCCUGCUCCUGCUCAGGCUCAAGUGACUUCCUUUGUUCCAUUCCAAGGUGGAGGCCAUCGUCUAGGUGGUGCCAACGUUCCUUCAGCUUCAUUCGAAGAUGACCUACCAUGUGCCACUGCUCAAGAACCUUUACACAGUCCAGAACAUUCUAAGCCAAAGAAGUCAAAGACUGAUAAUGAGUCAAAGUCUCUAGACAGAGAGCCCAUUGUGUGCCACCUGGAUUUGGAGCAGGACGUACGUGCCAAUAAUAAGGAUCUACCUGAUGAUUUUUUUGAGGUCACUGUAGAUGAUGUGAGAAGAAGGUUUGCGGAACUCAAAAAUGUAAGACAUCGUCUGGAGGAAGCCCCGCUAAUGACUAAAGCUUUAAGGGAAACACAACUGAAGGAAAAAGUGGAGAGAUACCCAAAGGUUGUCCUUCGAGUUCUUUUCCCAGAUCGGUUCAUCUUGCAGGGAUUUUUUCGAGUUACAGAAACCAUUGGAGCUGUGAGGGAGUUUGUCCAGAGCCACCUGCAAGAACCUGAGAUUCCAUUUUAUCUGUUUAUCACGCCCCCACGAACAGAGCUGAAGGACGACUCAGAGACUCUCUUCCAGGCACGCCUUUUCCCAGCUACUGUUGUUCAUUUUGGGUCACCGGAGCAAAGGGAUCAUUAUUUGCAACAUUAUCUACUGACAGAACCAAGGUCUCCUUCUCAAGCAGAUUUGGUGGUCGCCAGGGCAAUGCCACGUUUCCCAGGAUCAAGCACUGCUCCCAUCCCGGAGGACCUCCCAGGACCCAGCUCACAAGUGUCUCAGCGAGCACCAGAGAAUUACGAAGACGAGUUUGGGAUUCCUGACUCCAAUCAGCAAGUUCAAAGAGAUGCCAGCAAAGUCCCCAAAUGGCUUAAACUGCCAGGAAAGAAAUAAGUGGAGUUCCUCUGCUCUUGCAAAGAAUUUCUCUCUGACACUAAGCACCACGUCUGGAAACCAGCCACUGUGGGGCGUCGAUUGAUGGAGAGGCUUCGCCAGUCUUCUGCGGAUGAGCGCAUACAAAUGGGAUUUACAUACUACAAAUGUUUACCAUUUACUGCUUCAGCUGUGCUGAAGGUGGUAAGCGUACAAAAGCUGUCUGUGCGUUAUUAAACUAAUUAAUGAUUUA